CCCUCCUGUGUGGUGGCUUUCCCGACCAAAGAUCCUUGGACGUGAACAGUUUCGCUGAAGAGCACUUUUCUCCCUCCCCCCUCCCCUCACAAACAACCAGACGGACAGUCGAGGCGUCAGUUUUUCUAUAUCGACCUGAGAGAAAGGAGUUAAGGUGUCGGAUAAGGUCUCCCCAAAUCUCUGUCAGCGAUGGAGACUUGGGCUGGCUUCUGCCCAGGUUUGCACUUAUCUCUGGGUAUCUGGCUGGUGGUAGCCGCUCAUACCCUCCAAAAUACCAAGGCGGAGAUAACUUGCGCAUCUUGCCCGUCGCCAGUUCAACUUCACCUGGAGGUAUUACAGCUGGGGACGCGCACUAAAGCGACACAGGAACCGGGCACCCUACAAAACAUCCGAGUAGAGUUUAGGGAACUCGGGUUUACCGACCAAAAUACUGGAGUGGACGACGACCAUGAGACAGGGGAGGAUGUCCCCCAGUUCCUUCAAGAUGCCAGUUUGGAUGGAGUUAGCUCAAAGGAUGAUGCACCAGGGUCCAGCGAAGAAAGUCAGCGCGGCGGAGAUAAGGCAGGGGGACCCGACAUGGGUGAGGAUGCUGCGCUCCGGAGAGCGAGGAGAAGCGGUCCUGAGUUUGCCGAGUUCAGCGAGAGCGGGUGGACCGGUCGGAGCGGCGUGGGUGCGGGCGCCCCGGAGGAUCGGGGCUCGUUGUUAGACGGACACAAGCAGGGCAGGUCCGAGUUCAGAUGGAACAGGGACGAAGGGAGAGGGAAUAACCGGCAGGAUGAGCCCAAGCUGACCAGCAGCACUUUCGCUCUGACGGGAGACUCUGCGCAUAACCACGCGGUGGUCUACUGGUCAGGACAAAACAGCAGCGUGAUCCUGAUUCUAACCAAGCUGUACGACUUUCAUAUUGGCAGCGUCACCGAGAGCACUCUUUGGAGAUCAACUGACUACGGCUCCACAUACGAGAGAAUGAAUGACAAAGUCGGAUCCAAGACUGUCCUGAGUUAUCUGUACGUCUGUCCCACUAACAAGAGAAAGAUUAUGGUGUUGACAGAUCCGGAGUUUGAGAGCAGCGUGCUCAUCAGCUCUGAUGAGGGAGCCAGUUACCAGAAGUACCGGCUCACUUUCUACGUGCUGAGCCUUCUAUUCCACCCCACUGAAGAGGACUGGGCUUUAGCCUACAGCCACGACCAGAAGUUGUACAGCUCAGUGGACUUUGGAAGAAAAUGGCAGCUCAUCCACGAGCGCGUCACGCCAAACCGAUUUUACUGGUCUGUCUCGGGCCUAGACAAGGAGCCAGAUCUGGUCCACAUGGAGGCUCAUACACCAGAUGGAAAUGUGCAGUAUGUCACAUGCAGAGCUCAGAUGUGCACAGAAGCUAACAGGAACUACCCAUUCCCUGGAUACAUUGACAUCAGCUCCUUGGUGGUUCAAGAUGACUACAUAUUCAUACAGGUUCCCACAUCAGGACGAGCCACCUAUUAUGUGUCAUACAAGAGAGACUCGUUCAUACAAACCAAACUGCCCAAAUAUUCCCUGCCGAAGGAUUUACACAUUGUCAGCACUGAUGAGAAGCAGGUAUUUGCGGCGGUGCAGGAGUGGAACCAGAACGACACCUAUAACCUCUACCUGUCCGACACCAGGGGGGUCUACUUCACCUUGGCCAUGGAAAAUGUCAAGACAACUAGGGGCAUUGGAGGAAACCAGAUGCUGGACUUGUACGAGGUGGCAGGAAUUAAAGGCAUGUUGAUCGCUAAUAAAAGGCAAGACAACCAGGUGAAGACGUACAUCACCUACAACAAAGGCCGGGACUGGCGGCUCCUGCAGGCUCCAGCGUCGGACCUGGAUGGAAACGACAUUCACUGCAUACUGCCUUUCUGUUCACUUCAUCUCCAGCUGCAAAUGUCAGAGAACCCGUAUUUGUCAGGAACAAUCUCCACCAAGAGCUCUGCACCGGGGAUAAUAGUCGCCACAGGAAACAUCGGAGCAGAGCUGUCUUACAACAACGUUGGCAUGUUCAUAUCAUCUGACGCCGGCAAUAGCUGGAGACAGAUCUUUGAAGAGGAGCACAAUAUGUGGUUUCUGGACAAAGGAGGAGCCCUCGUCGCCGUCAAACAGCCUUCAGUGCCGACCAGGCACUUAUGGGUCAGCUUUGACGAGGGGAGGCAGUGGACCCAGCACAGCUUCUCCUCCGUGCCUCUGUUCGUGGAUGGAGUCUUGGUGGAGGCUGGGACUGAAAACCAAAUCAUGACCUUUUUUGGACACUUCAGCCACCGCUCUGAAUGGCAGCUCAUCAAGAUAGACUACAAGUCCAUCUAUAGCAGGAACUGCACAGAAGAAGACUAUCAAACCUGGCACCUGCACAACCAGGGUGAGCCGUGUGUGAUGGGCCAAAAACAAAUUUACAUGAAGCGCAGGCCUGGGAACUACUGCAUGCUGGGAAAGGACUACUCCAGAAUCCUCUCAGCUGAGUCCUGCAUUUGCAGAGCUCAUGAUUUUGAAUGCGAUUAUGGAUAUGAGCGGCGUGGCGAUGGGAACUGUCGGCCUUCCUUCUGGUUCAAUCCAUCCACCGUGUCCAGAAGCUGCAGUCAGGGUCAAAACUACCUCAACAGCACAGGGUACCGUAAAGUGGUGUUGAACAACUGCACUAAGGGAGUUAAAGAAAUGUACACGGCCAGAAAACAGCAGUGCCCCAACAGACCUCCAAAAGGACUCCUGCUGACCACCAAAGAUGGCAAACUCACCGCCAACAUGGGCAACAACGUGACCUUUCUGGUGCAUCUGGAUGAGGGUGACUCUAUGCGGACCAACAUCCAGCUGGAUUUCGGUGAUGGCACAGCCGUAUCCUACUCUAACCUGAGCUGGACCGAGGAAGGGAUCAAACACGUCUACAAGUCUGCAGGAAUCUUCCGUGUGACAGCGCUGGCAGAAAACAUGUUGGGUUAUGAUUCCACAACGCUCUUCCUUCAUGUCACGUGUCCAGUGGAGCAUGUCCAGCUUCUCACCCCCUUCGUGGUCAUAAGGAACAAGGAGGUGAACAUCACAGCCGUGGUCUUACCCAGCCACUCACGUACUGUCACUUACUUCUGGUGGCUAGGCAACAAUACUGAGCCGGUGAUAACGCUGGAUGGGAGUAUCUCUUACACCUUCCCCACUGAAGGAAUGCACACCAUCACUGUCCAAGUGGCUGCAGCCAACACCAUACUGCAGGAUACCAAGACCAUAGCAGUUAAAGAAUUCUUCAAAUCUCUACUUUUAUCUUUCUCCCCUAAUCUGGACGAGUUCAACCCCGACAUCCCCGAGUGGAGACAGGAUGUGGGGAGAGUAAUUAAGAAGGCUCUGCUCCAAGUGUCUGACUUCCCAGAGGAGCAGCUCUUGGUAGCCGUGUUCCCCGGAGUUCCAACAGCUGCCGAGCUCUUCCUGUUGCCUCACAAGAACCAAUCAGAGGGCAGGAAAAAGAGCGAGGAGGAGCUAGAGCAGGUGUCCGAUGUGAUUGUAAGCGCGCUGAACCAAAAUUUGGUGGAGUUCGAGCUCAAGCCUGGUGUAAGGGUGAUAGUGUACAACACACAGUUGACGCUGGCACCUUUGGUGGACUCCAACCCCAGACACAGCAGCUCAGCCAUGCUAAUGCUCCUAUCAGUGGUGUUCCUAGGCCUAGCAGUGUUCCUCAUCUACAAAUUCAAGAGAAAAAUACCUUGGAUCAACAUAUACGCCGAGGUGAACCAGGAAAAAGAGCAAGAGAUGAUCGGUUCAGUGGGCCAGGGCGACAGCACGCCUAAAAUCACUCUGAGUGAGUUCUCCACAUCCAAAGAACUCAUGGAGAAGGAACUGGAUGCCAGGGUCAAAAGGGGAGUUGGAAAUGCCUGCGAGAGCACAAGGGAGAUUCCAAACUGUACUAGCGUGUAAAGCCGGAGAGUUUAUGUACAGAGCAAAGUAUUACAAUGUCGGGGGUUCUCUUUUUCUGUUUUGUAAUUCUCAACACAACUGAUGUUAAUAGUUUUCUAAGGGACCUCAUUUAUACAGACUUGCACGGAUGCCUCGUUCAGCAACAUCCAUGCAGCAAAAUGUCAAUUUACUCAAUGAGAUCAUUGUAAUUACUGGCAAAACUUAUCCGUUUUGUGGAUGUAUAAGCUACAUAACAACAUUCAUUAGCAGAGUGAAAUAUCUUUCGUCAAAACAUAUGAAAAGUUCUAUAAAUUUCCUAAGGAGUUUGCUUUGAAAAUCAUUUCUGCCUAUAUAUAGACUAUAAUGUCUGAGUCUUCAAUCAAACAGGGAAUAUUAUUGAAAUGUACAAUAUUAUCAUCUGUUCUGUUCAAUGUAUAUAUUAUUACUUUCUACAUGCUCGUAGUCUGAGUACCAUGGCGACGACAAAAGAUCUGACAAUGGUCUGUUUUUGAAAGUGUGUUUAAAAAGUCAAACAUUACUUAAAGAAAUCAACUUUGUUUUGCUUAGGUCCUUGACUUGUGCAUGUUCUUAUUGAGGACACGAUUUCUGUGUUGUAGAUAAGCAAGUGUUGUAAAUAGUUCUUUUCUAAUCGUUCAUCAAAAAAAAGCCCAGUCGAUUUUGCCCAGCCUUCUGUUUUGCUCUCAUUUCCUUCAGUUCCCGUCGGGCGAUAUGUAUCUAGUAGAAAGGGUUUAUCUGUUAAUGCAGGUAGAACAGUAUCGGUAUAUUACAGAUUUAACUUCCCUCCAUUUCCCUGGAAAUGAAAUGAAAAAGGAUCAACAUGAUCAUGUUCAAUAUAUUUAUAUUUUCAUUACACAUAUACAAUAGAUAUUAGGUCAUUUUUACAUAGAUGACAGUCUUUAAACCAUUGGAAACUACUGGAACCAAACAUUGUUUGCCACUGGCAUCACUGCAUUACAUUCAGCCUCUGAGAUAACGUCUCUGACAGUUCUGAUUUGGCCUCAGAACAAAAGCUGAAUCAGGUAUUAUGAAUUGUUCUUAUAUUGUGGCUACCAGUGAUCAAAUUCACAUGUUUAUCAGUCAUGGGUACAUCUUCUAAAAUAGCAGUAAGCCUAGAGUUGGGUUCUGAUAGCUCAUAGCCAAAUUUGCUUAGACCUUUUUAUCCUUCAUUCCACAUUGUAGCCAGACAGCAGCGUGGCUCUAUGGAUGGCAAUGUCAGUCAACACUAUUAAAAUAUCUCUACAACUAUUAGAUGGAUUGAUAUGACAUGCACACAGUUUGGUUCAGACAUUUAUGUUCCCUGCGGGAUAAGUUGUAAAAACUUAAGUGACCUUUUAACCUCCAAUCUUGAGCUGGUUUUCACCAGUAGAAGUGACAAACACCAGGCUGCAGAUUAAAUCUGCUGUAACUUAAUUACGUUAAUUCAAGAAGUAACUUGAUAGCCGAAAUGUUAAUAAGUUCUCUGCAAACCAGUGUCUGUACUCCUAGUUCUGUGAGGCUACAGUUCUUUGAACUAAAUGCUAACACUAGCAUGCUAACAUGCUUGUAGUGACAAUGUGAAAUCCUGAUGUUUAGUCGGUAUAAUGUUAACUGUGUUCAUCUUAUUUUAGCGUGUUGACACAUACAAAUUUGCUGAUUAGCACUAAUUAGCUCAAAAUGAAUAGCAGCUGAGGCUGAUGGGAACGUCAUUAGUUAUGUAUUAUAACUAUAUUAGUUAGAUACUUGAACACAAACCCACAAACCAAAGUACAUGGACAAAUGAAAGGAUGGAAAAUUUGAAAGGUAAAAAGGUUCAUCCUCAGGGGAACAUGAAUGUUUGUGAGAGUAAAGAAACAUCAGCCAUCUGGCUGAUCACAUCAAGUCACUUUAAGGAGUGAUAACCUUUCAAGUUAAUAUCAAAUAUCACGGUAUACACUUUAUUAUUAUUAUUAUUAUUAUUAUUAUUGUUGUUAAUAUUAUUAUUAUUAUUAAUAUAAUCAGUUACAGGGACCCUUAAAGCAAUGAAAACUUUUCACUUUUCACAAAAUAGUAUGUCCUGUAUUUCUGUUAAUAACACUAAUAGAGUAGAUAACCAAAUGUACAUGGAAUGAUGACCGUCAGUUUUCUUACCGUUGUGUAACGUAAAACAGAACAUUGCUGUAAUCCGACCGACCAGAUGAACUUGCAUGCAUAUCAUAUCUAUAUUUUAUGCUAGUUAUUAACAAUUAGGAUUAGUAUUUGGACCAAGUAGCUUGUAAAAAGUCUGGAGGGAAAGUAGGGUACACCCACUAUUUCAGUGUGUCUCUUUUUCUGGUCAUGAACACAAAUCAGACUCCCUCUAACAGUGUUUCUGCCCUCUCAGCUAACAGAUGAGUGGUUACAGAUCUAAAUUAAAUAUUUGUCUAUGAAUGUACUUACUUACUACACAUGUUUACACCUAAUGCUAUCAAGACCCAUCUCUAAGUAAGUCUAGAGAAUAUAGGUAUUUUAGAGGCUGUCCCAUUGAAUAUCAAAAGGUCUUUAUGAUCAAAUCCUAUUUUUAUGUUCAUAAAUGGACAUAACAGUAACUUGCCCCUUUGGUGCAGUGUUUCUUACUUGGUGCUUUGCUCAGGGUUUUGGGGUGUCUGCUCCAUGCAGCUUGAGGAGUGUUUUAUACUUGUCAGUUGUUACAGAGCGCCAUGAUUAUUUGCCCACUCUGCUCCUUCUGCCACAGUCAGUCUUUACGGCGAAAAUAGUCUCACAAAUAUCAUCUGACAAAAGCAGAAUAAUGUCUCCAAACAUGACGUCUGGAACAAUUUGUGUAAACAUCUAACAGUGUACAAACAGAGCAGAUACAUUACAGUCAAGCUGUGUGCAUGUCAACCGAAACACUUGACUCACUGCUUUGCCUUUAGUUUGAAAUGAGGGAGUAGCGUCGUCCCAGCAUACAACCCUCCACCAAGGCUGUGUUCUCCAUGCCUACAAAAGCAGAGUCCUCGGGUUAACUCUUGUUGGCUUCCUGGUAUCCAGCAUGACACUAGACACUAGAAAGCUGCACAGCUGAGCAGAAGAUCCCCCAUGUGGAGCAAUCCCCAUAAUGCUCAACUUAAGUAGACAGCACUUGCAGGAGGAGAGGCAAGAGGGGCAGGGGAACACUGCACACAUCAUAUAUGCAUUACCUAGACAGAAGUUGCUCAUCUCAAAUCAAACAGCCAAGAUGAGUCUUGUUUCUGCAGAUGAAAUACACGCUGAACAAAGAUUGUUUCAUAGUUUUGCUGUAUUCACUGGGUUGUUCGCUCGGCUGCAUUGUGUUUGGGCGGGAGCUUAGAUAGUGUCACUUUGUUCUGAUUCAUAUUAGCAAAACAGAAACAAUUCAACGCUACAAAAUCAUACUUUUGUUGUAUUUGUAUUUCCUCUUGGACUCUGAUUUAGUGAAGAAUGUAUGACAACCACACUGCUUCAUAAUCGUGCUGUAAUGCUUUGUUGCAUCUGUUGCUGGGUAAGAAUUAGGAAUCCCAUUAAAGUCUGUCAAGAAAGUAAAGAAUAGUUACUAAAGAUGUGCUUUGUAUUAGCGCAGACAUACUGGAACUGUUACCAGUAGAAGAGACUCAUGCUGGUGUUUAUUUCCUCAUUGUUCAUUCAAUCAUUACUCUGAUCACUGGAAAUUGUUGUCUCUUCUGAUAUCUUAAAUGCCACAUUAUAUCUGUGAGAUCUCUGGGUUGGGGGUGGGUGCCAUACUUGAAAAAUGAAAGAGAUUCCUGCUUUCAUAAUAUUUCAGAAGGCAAACGCAUUGUAAUGUUCUUCAGUGCACAAAAAUCUACAAUGCAUGCAUCAUCAGUAAUGUUCUGUUUCAUCUUUAUUUCGAUAUUUCUACGGUAAAGAAACUGUCAUUUUGAAAUUGUUUCAAAUAAAUGUAUUUUUGUACAUCAUGCAUUUGUUUUCUGAGUAAUGAACUUCCUGUGAAGUGAAGGGUGCAAAGAAGAUGAUGUUCUCUGAAAAUUGCACUGCUCGCCUGAUGGCUCAAUGUACCAGUUUCAAUCUGGAGUACAAAAGCAAAGAGGUUAGGUUAGCUUCCUGCUCCUCUA
Messenger RNA from Larimichthys crocea (large yellow croaker), 7943 nucleotides. It is a transcript of the gene sorcs3a, whose product is annotated as sortilin related VPS10 domain containing receptor 3a. Gene Ontology annotation, cellular component: membrane. Lineage: Eukaryota; Metazoa; Chordata; Actinopteri; Sciaenidae. The transcript is spliced from 27 exons. Bases 190 to 3903 code for a protein of 1237 amino acids. Gene Ontology annotation, molecular function: protein binding. The record is from RefSeq and is a predicted model, not a curated record.